Molecule: messenger RNA, 2565 nt
Organism: Uranotaenia lowii
Lineage: Eukaryota; Metazoa; Arthropoda; Insecta; Diptera; Culicidae
Exons: 1
Coding region: 1-2565 (854 amino acids)
Source: RefSeq, a predicted model, not a curated record
AUGUCGAAAACUCGAUCCAAGACGUCGGUACUACGAGGCCUGCUGGCAACAUUUUCGGGAAUCUACAGCUUUAUGGAAAGGUACAACGAGGAUAGGGAUUCCGGUGAGCUGGCGGUGCGACUGGAAAAACUCGACCCACUGUGGGAAAAGGUCGAAGAAGCGUUUACAGAAGUGGAGGAUGCGGAUGGUGAGGCUGGAGGAGAGGAAAAUCGGUAUGUAAAAGAUCGCCUUGAUUUUCAAAAUAAAUUCUUCGAGUUGAAGGCAUUCCUAACUUCGAGAAUUCGGAUGUGCUCUGAAAUUAGUGCUGCAGUACCGACCCAUGAGUCCACCAUUAUUACCUCCUCGCAUCCACAUGUUAAGUUGCCACUAAUUAGUCUGCCUAAAUUCUCGGGAAAUGUGGGAGAUUGGUUGGCCUUUCGGGACUUAUUCUUGUCGCUAAUUCAUCAUUCACCGGACUUGCCAAUGAUUGAAAAAUUUCAUUACUUGCGAAGCCAAUUAGAAGGAGAAGCAUUAUCGGUAAUUUCGUCGUUAGCUUUGACACAAUCGAAUUAUAUGAUCGCAUGGGACUUGCUUGUAGCACGGUAUUCCAAAAACAAGGUUUUGAAAAAACGGCAGGUUCAGAACAUCUUUGACCUUCCUGUAUUGAGGAAAGAAUCGGCCACGGAUCUCUACAAGCUGGUUGAGGGUUUUGAUAAGGCGACAAAGGUUUUGGAUCAAGUCAUUCAAGCAUCGGACUACAAAGAUCUUCUCUUGAUUCACGUUUUGAGUUCUCGGUUGGAUGAUAAAACACGUCGGAGUUGGGAGGAACAUUCGUCCACAAUGGAAGCGGAAACUUUGAAAGAUUUUGUUGAGUUCUUGCGUCGUCGAAUCCAUAUUCUAGAUUCUCUACCCACAAAAACUAUUGAGCCAACCCAAUCACUUAAUCGGAAAUCCAAUCAUAUCAAGGUCGCUAGUCACGGUGCGGUUCAAUUACCAUCGGAAUCCUGGAAAUGUAUCUGCUGUUCAGAGUCUCAUCCUUUACACACGUGUCCUGUUUUUGGAAGGUUGCCAGUGGAGGAAAGGGAAAAGCGUUUGCGUCUUCAAUCGCUUUGCCGGAAUUGUUUUCGUAGGGGACACAGGGCUCAAGAGUGUACAUCUAAAUUUUCCUGUCGGCGGUGCAAAGGGCGCCACCAUACAUUAGUAUGCUUUAAAACGGAAGAGGUCCAAAAUUCACAACGGGUGAAAUCUGGUGGUCCUAGGAUUGGUCAAGCAGUUAACGAUGGUGCAUCUACUAGCACAGGAAAUGAAGCGCAGAGGGUAGCUUCCAAUGUGGUCAGAACAGCUCAAAAAAUUCUCUUGGCCACGGCGAUUGUUUGGGUGCAGGACGAUUCUGGUCGCAAGGUUCCUGCGAGAGCACUGUUGGACUCUGGAUCCGAAUGUAACAUCAUUUCCACGUCACUAUCCCAGAGGUUACGAAUCCAACGUGGAAGGGUGCAGGUUCAAAUCAGCGGAGUAGGACAGGUUCCUACAAAUACAAAGGAGAGGGUGCGAGCUACGAUCCAAUCACUUCAAUCCGAUUACUCGCAACCGAUGGAGUUUUACGUGCUGCCCAAGGUAACCGAGGAUCUUCCCACGUCAAACAUUUCUAUUUCCACUUGGUGCUUGCCAGAAGAAAUCAAAUUGGCGGAUCCGGACUUUUUCAAAUCAAAUCCUAUCGAUCUUCUUCUUGGUGGCGAGUACUUUUUCUGCUUUUUCCCAACAAAGCAACGGAUUCAACUGGGUGAAGGACUUCCAAUGUUGGUUCACUCAGUUUUCGGAUGGCUGGUUACUGGUCGAUGUGGUGUAAGCAGUGGAGAGGCUCCUAUUCUAUGCCAACAUUCAUCAAUCUCACAAUCCUUGGAAAAAUUGAUGAGCAAAUUUUGGGAAAUCGAAGAAGGUCGGUCUUCGUCCAAAUAUUCCGUAGAAGAAACCCGAUGUGAGGAAAAUUUUAUUGAGACGGUAAAAAGAGCAGACGAUGGUCGGUACAAGGUUGGUUUGCCGAAAUCCCCCGAAGCUGUGGCUCGUCUCGGAGAAUCCAAAUCUGCUGCUCUACGAAGAUUGCUACAAUUAGAACGCCGUCUAGGUCAGAACGAAUCGCUGAGGAGCGAAUACAAUGACUUCAUGUCUGAGUAUUUAAGUCAUGGUCAUAUGAGAAAGGUUAUAGAACCCAACGAUAAUAUUCCCCACUUCUAUCUUCCCCACCAUCCGGUAAUCAAAACUUCCAGCACCACAACACGUGUGCGGGUUGUGUUAGAUGCCUCGGCAAAAUCAACAAAUGGAAUUUCCCUCAACGACGCACUUUUAAAUGGGCCAGUGAUUCAAGAUGAUUUGCGAACGUUGAUAAUUCGAAGCAGGUUUUUCCCCAUAAUUCUGAUUGCCGAUGUUGAAAAGAUGUUUCGGCAGGUUUGGAUUGAUGCUGCAGACUUGCCACUACAGCGAAUUCUGUGGCGUUUUUCCCCAACUGACCCCAUCGACACAUUUGAACUUUUGACCGUUACUUACGGCACAAAGCCAGCUCCAUUUCUUGCGACACGUUGUCUGAAAUAG